GUUUGUUUCAACAACAGCGCAGCUCUCGUCCUGGCUUGAUGCAGGUUUUCCGCAAUUUUCGUUUACGGCUUGGCCGCAGGCGCUGGCCUUUUUUCCUGCUGCUGUGCAGCCUUGUCGCUGUCCGGCCUUGCUGGCUGGGCUCGGAAGGUUCCAGCCUGAGGGGACGUCGCGGCGCGUUCCUUGCAGCAGCCACAUCCCUGGUAGGUAGCGAAGGCGCGCAGGCGCUGGUCAAGGGCAAUGCACCGCCCAAGGACUAUGGCCUGGGCAAAGGCCUGAAGACAAUCGGGCCGGCGGACUGCCGGAGCCGCGUGGAGUGCGAGGAGUUGGGCCGGCAGCGCGAGGAGGAGCAGUACGGCGAAGGCGGCGCCGCAAAGGAGAGGACCUUCAAGGUCACAAAGAGCGGAGCCAGAUACAAGGACAUGAAGCCAGGCAACGAAAAGGAUGGAGUGGCCAAGGCGGGGGACGACCUCAAGAUCAAGUACCGGGUGAUGCGCAGCGGCAAGAGAUCAUAUGAUGGGCUCUCCGGCGAGGCGACGACGCUGUUCUCCUUGGGCUACGGCGAAGACGAAGGGCCCAAGGAUGCAACGCUGAAUGCUCCUGUGGGCGAGGGCAAGUUUGUGAAGGCGCUGGACGAGGGCCUGGUGGGUAUGGCAGUGGGCGGCGUGCGCCGCGUCCAGGUGCGGCCGGACUACAGCCUGGGCUGGAAGAAGCCUGGGAAGUGUGCUGAGGCCAUUGGAGCAGUCGGCAUGGUGGCUGGCCUGCCGGGCGGCGGCGCGGAGAUGGAGUCUGCUUGUCUGGACACGUCGCUGCUGCCGCAGCCUGUGGACUGGGACGCGAAGCGCCGCUUUGAACGCCGCUUCGACGAGUCGCUGAUCGUGGAAGCGGAGCUCGUGGGGCUGGGCAAGUGAGUCGCCAGUCUGCCGUCCGG
Messenger RNA from Effrenium voratum, 928 nucleotides. NCBI's taxonomy places the organism in Eukaryota, Dinophyceae, Suessiales, Symbiodiniaceae. The record is from the annotation of a GenBank genome assembly.